AUGAAGGACGGAAUAACCCUUGUCUUUCGCAAACUUGAGCAAGAUCUCAAGGCUGUUAGUGAACUUAUUGACAAGUGGGCGACUAAUGGCUGCACGAGCAGAGGGCAAAUGAGCGCGAAGUCGAUGGGACGAUGGGCGAGAGGUGCUCUGGUUGCUAAAUUGCCGGAAAGAGAUUUAGAUGACGAGAAGAAGGCGAAAACGUUCAGCGACCUCGACCACGAUGGCAUAUACUCGAAAAGCCACUCCCCGGCACCAACAACCCUGCUGGCGCCCGAGCCAGAAUUCUUGGGACCGGGGUUCCAUAUGGGUCUGAACUCACGGACAAAACCUGACGAGAAGCCUGGUCUCCUCUUUGCAUGCUAUAAGAGCCAUAUUGAGGACGGGUUUCAAUGUAUUCAGAAUGCCUACGCAAGCAGAGAGGACUUCAUUCUGCGCGAGGCCGGUCUUGAUCCAUCCAUCGGCAAGGCCCAGACGAAGUCGCCCAUGACAAUUCGCAACGCCCAAAAUAAGGCGCACAAAGUUCCUGCAUUUCCCGAAUUGGUAACGAUGAGAGGCGGCGAGUAG
This is a messenger RNA of Cladophialophora bantiana CBS 173.52, 564 nucleotides long. RefSeq lists its product as uncharacterized. Lineage: Eukaryota; Fungi; Ascomycota; Eurotiomycetes; Chaetothyriales; Herpotrichiellaceae. The record is from RefSeq and is a predicted model, not a curated record. The coding region runs from base 1 to 564 and encodes 187 amino acids. The transcript is spliced from 3 exons.